GCCAAACAAGCCUUUUUUGUCUUGUAUAUAAAUCCACUUUGGAAACCUUAUCAAACCCAUAAUUCAAAAGCACCAACAAAGUAACCCUCCAAAUCAUUGCUAGCUUCUUUCUGUUCUUUGUUGUGUAAUAUACUCUUUGAAACCAGCAAUGGCAAAAAAAGAGAUGGAAGUUGUGAAGGGUUUGGACUUGGAAAGGUACAUGGGGCGGUGGUAUGAGAUAGCUUCUUUCCCAUCAUUUUUUCAGCCAAAGGAUGGUGUGAACACAAGAGCCACAUACAAACUGAAUAGUGAUGGAACUGUGCAUGUGCUGAACGAGACCUGGAGUAAUGGCAAAAGAAGUUCCAUAGAGGGAACUGCUUAUAAGGCCAACCCCAACUCUGAUGAGGCAAAGUUGAAGGUCAAGUUCUAUCUUCCUCCCUUCUUGCCCAUCAUUCCUGUUGUUGGUAAUUACUGGGUUUUGUUCGUUGAUGAUCAAUAUCAGUUUGCUUUGAUUGGAGAACCCACCAGAAAAUACCUUUGGAUAUUAUGUAGGAAGACCCAUCUGGAAGAUGAAAUCUACAACCAGUUAGUUGAGAAGGCGAAGGAAGAAGGAUAUGAUGUGAGUAAACUCCACAAGACUCCUCAGAGCGAUCCUCCACCACCAGGGGAAGAAGGCCCCCAAGACACAAAGGGGUUUUGGUGGUUCAAAUCCCUGUUUGGGAAAUAGGUUAUGAGUAUUUCAUUACAUAUUGUGAAUAGAGAAAUUAAGCAUCUUCAGUUGAACAACUUUUAAGUUUGAAUCCCUUCAAGGCACGUAGGCCUGUUAUGUGUGUGCUGUUGCUUCAUACACUCAUGUUUCGCUACUCUUUCGCUUGACAAUUAAAACUUUUGUAAUUCGUAAAAAUAAUAAUAAAAAUAAAGUUGGCGUGAGAAUGUUUUG
Molecule: messenger RNA, 919 nt
Organism: Abrus precatorius (Indian licorice)
Lineage: Eukaryota; Viridiplantae; Streptophyta; Magnoliopsida; Fabales; Fabaceae
Product: temperature-induced lipocalin-1-like
Exons: 2
Coding region: 149-706 (185 amino acids)
Source: RefSeq, a predicted model, not a curated record